Molecule: messenger RNA, 3401 nt
Organism: Chironomus riparius
Lineage: Eukaryota; Metazoa; Arthropoda; Insecta; Diptera; Chironomidae
Source: the annotation of a GenBank genome assembly
AUGAAUGAACUAGAAGAACAGCACUUUGAGAUGAGGAAAAUUGAAAACCCGAUUAAAAUAAGAAUCGACAACAAAAACUUCGACCGUGAAAACAUUUCAAUACUUAAGGAUGACCUAAAGCUCCAUAAAAGUUCUAGUGAUAUUUUCAAUAUUUUUACAUCAAAUGAGGACAAAUCAGCAGCCAUUAGUUUAUUUAUAGAAUCAAAUGAUCAAGGACACAAUUCUAGUUUUUGGAUAGAAAAUGUGGAUCUUGAAAACGUGAUGCGACACUAUGCAUCAUCAAAAUAUUUUAAUUUGAAGAAUUUAUUAAGCAUUUUGAUGUUUGACUGGUUCAAUUCUAAAAAUGUGUCAAAUUAUGAUUUGUGUCAGAAAUUUGAAGCGUUUGAAAAAUUUGGAGAUUCUCUAAUGAAAAAGUUGCUGCAGAUAUUCGACCGUAAUGAGUACAAACCAUUUUAUCGUGCCUGUUUGAAGAUAAUUUAUCAAUAUAUACAUGAAAAAACUUUAGAAAUAAAGGAAACAUCUUAUGAUAAUAAAGGUAUGAUCCAAGAAAGCCGAGAAGCUAUUCAAAGUGAGGAGGAAAAGUUUCAAACUCAACUAAACAAGUUCAUUAAUGAAGCACUGCUGAUCAAAAAUGAAGAAUAUAAAGUCAAAGUUCUAAAAGCUUUCAUUGUCUACCUGCAAAGUACAUCUAAUGAAAACUUUACAACUCUUAAAGAGAAGAUAAUGGAAGUUGUGCAAUACAAUUUCAAACAAUAUUCAUCCUACGAUAUUUUAAUAGAUUCCAUUGUUAAGCACUGCGAUGAAAAGUUUUUUAAUGGGACACUGGAGGAUCGCGAGAAUGAGAUCUAUGACAUGUUUGAUCUGGAAGAUCCGAUCGAAACAUUCCGUAAGCAUUUAAAAGACAAGAAUUUUAACCUCAAAAUGCUCUUUGGUAGAAGAAAUGUACGGGAAAUGAGUCUUUUUGAGAACAUUUUAUUCCAUUCAAAAUUUCAUCCAGUACUGGAAGAAUUGUGGAAUAAAUUUGAGCUUGGAAAGCGACCAGAAGUGCUGAUGCUGAAAAAUUCUCUAGGGAAAUACUUGAUAGAGUAUGUCAUAUUAACCAGAAACAUCAAUCAAUUGACAUCAUUUCUAUCACUAUCAUCACAUCAAUGUAAAUUGAAUUUUAGUUCACUAAAGCACUUCAUGAUGUUUAAAAAUGCUCUCGUCUACUCCAUAUCAGGAAAAUCAUUAUUCGAGUAUAAUUUGGACAAAGAUUUCUGUGAAGAUUUAGAUUUAUAUGCUGAAUUGGCCUACUUGCUCGAGGAAAUUGGAGUAAUUGAUGACAUUAAACCUGAUGUAUUGAUUGACAAUUUGUUGGAAAUGGUGAAUAAGCAUGAAAGUUAUGUAAGCAAUUUAGCUCAUUUAGAUCUUCUUUUGGGACACAUGAUAGCUUAUUGGAAUCCUCAAAGCAGUCAUGCCAAAGUUUAUAAAAAGGAUUUAUUGCGGAGAUGUCCUUAUUUUGAUCUUCUAUUCAUGAUUCUUGAGGAGAAGUCAAAUGAAUUUGUGCAUGAAUAUUUAAACAAGAUUAGUGAUCUUGAAAAGACGUUUACAGCUAGAUACAGCAUUGUGGAUUUCAAGCAGCAUUCAAAUGAAUCAUUUGCAUCAAAAUUCAUUGCUAUUCUUCUUCUGGCUGCGAUUAGAACUAAGCAACAUAAAGUUAUUGACUGCAUCUUAGCUAACAGUUCACUUUCAAUGUCUCAGUUUAUUUUCACAAAAAAUAUGAAAGUCGAUCAAAUCCACAACUACGCAGCAUUAACUUUAAUAAAGCAAAAUUGUCAAUUAGGUGGAAAUGAUUUUCCAAAAGAUUGGCUGACACAUGACGUCCUUGUGAAAUUUCUUGACUCAAGGAUUAAUUAUCAUGAUAAUGAAUUAAUAGAGAUUGAUUGCUCUUUUAUGUCACGAAUUGAAAGACAGAAAAUUAAAGUUGUAAGUCGCGCUGAUAUCACUGAUGAUUUAUUAAUUAAAGAGGAUAUAAAUUCAUUUAAAUAUUUGGAUGAAAAUGAGAUUGACAAAAAUAUUUUAACACAUCCAGUCAUCAAAACGAUAGUUGCUAUAAAAAGACAAAAGUACAACAGCAUUUACAUGUACAACUUUUGGACAUUCCAAAUUUUAUUCUUUUUUCCAUUUUUGUGGCAACUUCAGCAUCAUUAUCUUGGCUUAAAGCAGUUAGAUCAUGCAGAGAAGAGUCUUCUGGCUAACAUUUGGUUUUGUGGUGUAUUUUACCUGAUUUGCAGAGAACUGAUCCAAUGCUAUUUUGCCAUGACUUUGAAACUUCAUUUUUGGGACAAGACAAAUGUAAUCGAUUCAAUUCUAAUUGUAUUCUCAAUUGCAUUAAUAGCUGCAUAUUCAGGAUUACUUGAUGAUCAAACAAGAAAGCUUCUAGAAGUCAGCUUAGUUAUUGUUACUUCUAUAAGUUUAGCAGCAGAUAUUCCAACAUCAAAAUCUCCAUUAUACAUGCACAUCUUCAAAAGUGUUGCAGCGACCUUCCUUAACCUGUUUUAUUCAUUCGCAUUGAUUUUAGCGGCAUUUGCACUAUCAUUUAUUAUUGCUUUCGAGCACAAACAUAAACUAGAUGAUAAUAUGGUGUCAAAUUCGAACAGAAACUUUGAAAAUUUGUAUACAUCUUUUACAAAAGUCUUAACCAUGCUUUCCGGAGAUUUCAGUAUUGAACCCAUAACACUAUCAGCACUACAAUUAGUAGUAUUCGUCAUUUUUGUCAUAACUUCAUUUAUAUUGUAUAAUUUAAUACUAGGUUUGUCGAUUGAAAACAUAAAUGAGGUUAAACAAGGAUCCAAAGGCUUUAUACUGAUGAGGGAAGUCAAAAAAAAUUAUUGGGGCGGCUACAAAGUUGGAAAAGUUUUACAAAAGUCUCAUGACUGUAAGGAAGCACUUGAAUCAGUAUCCACUCCUUCGACCAAUUCAAUUCAUUCUGGUUGAUUUUCCAUUUGGAGUUGUUAAAUUUUUCAUCAAUAAAUAUAUCUACAUCCACAAUAUAUCAAAAAUUUACGUCAACAAAAGAACCGGUGAUGUCUAUGUGCUUGUAAAUCAUUCUUACCUAUCUAUUUUUAAUGGAAAGAGUUUGAGAAAAAAAUUUAGGAUUGAUGAGAACACUCUGGAUGAAAUGAGUUACAUUAUAAAUGCUCGAAAGCAACAAUCUUUUGAAAAUAUCAACAAAAAUUUGUAAAUUUCUGUAGACUUUAAUUUCUAGCAUUGAAUAUUUUGUCUGUAUUUCCUUAAUUGAUUUCACCAUAAAUUCAUCUAUGUUCUUUCUAACCUAUAUAGUCUGAUGGUUCCAGAAGUAUUUGUUUCCUUAGAAUAAGUUUAACAAACAAGAAAUCUUAGUCUUAAGUCGCAAUUCAAGC